GACCUGGCUAGCGGCCCUUGGCAUUGGUACCCAAGAAGCCAAAAACGCUCGCGUUUCGUGGGAGCUGGUGCGAGACCCUGGGAAGGGACACCGGCAAGCCUCGUCCUUCCCCACUCAGGACCGCCCCGUGGCUGCGCCUUCCGAGUCCCCGAGGACCUGCUGCUAUCUGACCCUGCCUUCCCGAGGAUCCUGUUGCAGUGAGACCAUGGCGGCUGCAGGAGCUGACACCAAGGAGCCCGAACGCCCCAACGGCUGCCUUGUCCAGCUUUCCAACCCGCAUCUGGCGACCAUGAAGGAGGACCUGCUGUACCAUUUCAGCCUGGGCACUGGCACGCAUGACUUCCCGGCCAUGUUUGGGGACGUGAAGUUCGUGUGUGUGGGAGGAAGCCCCUCGCGCAUGAGUUCCUUCAUCAGGUACGUGGCGGCGGAGCUGGGCCUGGGCCACCCCGGCGAGGAUUACCCCAACAUCUGCUCGGGGACUGACCGCUACGCCAUGUACAAGGCUGGACCCGUCCUGUCUGUCAGUCACGGCAUGGGCGUUCCGUCCAUUGCCAUCAUGCUGCAUGAGCUCAUCAAGCUGCUGUACCACGCCCGCUGUUCUGACGUCACCAUCAUCCGUAUUGGCACUUCUGGUGGAAUAGGUCUGGAGCCCGGCUCUGUGGUCAUCACCCGGCAGGCCGUGGACGCCUACUUCCGGCCGGAGUUCGAGCAGAUCAUCCUAGGCAAGCGAGUGGUGCGCGGCACGGACCUGGAUGAGCGGCUGGUGCAGGAGCUGAUGCGAUGCUCCAGCGACCUGGGCGAGUUCAACACCGUCGUGGGCAACACCAUGUGCACCUUGGACUUCUACGAGGGGCAGGGCCGGCUGGACGGCGCCCUGUGCUCCUACACGGAGAAGGACAAGCAGGCCUACCUGCACGCGGCCCACGCCGCUGGCAUCCGCAACAUCGAGAUGGAAUCCUCUGUCUUUGCCGCCAUGUGCAGCGCCUGUGGCCUCCGAGCGGCCGUGGUGUGCGUCACCCUCCUGGACCGCCUGCUGGGGGACCAGAUCAACAGCCCACACGAGGUGCUGUCCGAGUACCAGCAGCGGCCACAGCGACUGGUGAGCUAUUUCAUCAAGAAGAGCCUCGGGAAGGUCUGACCUCACCUAACCGUGUCCUGGGCCAGGCUGCGUGCCUGCCACCAAUAAAACCCUGUCCACAGCCCCCUUUGCUGUGAGCUGA
This is a messenger RNA of Ochotona princeps (American pika), 1220 nucleotides long. It is a transcript of the gene UPP1, whose product is annotated as uridine phosphorylase 1. The transcript is spliced from 9 exons. Gene Ontology annotation, biological process: nucleotide catabolic process; uridine catabolic process. The record is from RefSeq and is a predicted model, not a curated record. The coding region runs from base 206 to 1138 and encodes 310 amino acids. Gene Ontology annotation, molecular function: uridine phosphorylase activity. Lineage: Eukaryota; Metazoa; Chordata; Mammalia; Lagomorpha; Ochotonidae. Gene Ontology annotation, cellular component: cytoplasm; cytosol.